Molecule: messenger RNA, 770 nt
Organism: Dreissena polymorpha
Lineage: Eukaryota; Metazoa; Mollusca; Bivalvia; Myida; Dreissenidae
Exons: 6
Coding region: 1-732 (243 amino acids)
Source: RefSeq, a predicted model, not a curated record
AUGGGAGUGAAACGUCUAGGUGGAAGUGCGUACUUCCAGUCCUGUACUUCCAUUCCUGCAAGUACGGUUGACCUACAAAGUAGUGACGAGUCCUUAAAUGAGUCUGCUAUUGAGUUGAUGAACAUGGAUUUUUUGGACCAAAGUGAUGCGGAGAUUGGGAUCAUGAAAGAAGAUGACACUGCAGCCAAAGGCAAACAUGAAAAGGAAGCUGAACAGAAAUACUUAGGUUUAUUUGAUGUCCACAUCGAUAAUUUGGUACCACCUACACCAAAAAGAACGUCAAGACUGCUUGACCUGCAGCAUGUCAAAUUUCUGAUGGAUUCGUUCCAGUCCGGAUUCACAAACCAGCUUACCAUCCUAGUGGGUAUGGUACCAGAACGAUGUGAUACAACCAUGUUAAAGACAAAAGGUGCAGUUCAAGUUGAGACGCUAGGUGGAAAUCACACCAGGGAAGCACUUCAAUCUCUCAUCAGAAGAGGACAAAGCAAGCUCUCCACUGUCAAAGUAAAUGUAUACUCACUGCUAUCUACUGCGACUGCAUUGACGGUGGGGUGGCAACAUAAUGUUGUACUUCAAGAAAAGCAGAAGCCCAUCACGUUUGUAGACAAAGUAAGAUUGAUGAGACAGGUUCGGCCUUCCAAUCCCCUUACCCCCGCAGACAUGAAAUCCUGGAAGGGGCUACUAUCAUCAAUUUUCCAAGUGAAGGUAAAAAAAGUGGUUCAUCAUUUUUAGUGAUUAUGAUAAUCAUGUGUUUUUCACUUUUCUUCUGG